This is a messenger RNA of Octopus bimaculoides (California two-spot octopus), 3038 nucleotides long. RefSeq names its product transient receptor potential cation channel subfamily V member 5. Gene Ontology annotation, biological process: calcium ion import across plasma membrane. The record is from RefSeq and is a predicted model, not a curated record. Lineage: Eukaryota; Metazoa; Mollusca; Cephalopoda; Octopoda; Octopodidae. Gene Ontology annotation, cellular component: plasma membrane. Gene Ontology annotation, molecular function: calcium channel activity; protein binding.
CAGCUCGAUUGGCAAAUACACACCAGCUCUUGCCAGAGUCACUGAGAAGGGAUGAAGAUAAAAUCACAGAAAUAGAGAUAACACUUCGGAGGGAUUUUUACUACCUCGGCAAGAUAGGAUUUUCUUUAGUUGGAUAUAUAAACGCACUCAGUUUGUUUCCAUUAUAUUCAACCCCUCGUGGCCACUGCUAUUUAACAGCGAUAAUUCAUGGGAACCUGUCUCACUGAACACCGACUGAAAACGCGAGGAGUUGCAAAAACAUCUAGAUGUCUCGGAUGCUCUACCGUAAGGACUGUUCUCUGCCCAAUUUUCCCGAAACACAGCUGUUAUGAUCUCCAAUGGAUUUUACCAUUUGAACUAAAUCUUCAAAGAUGGGAAACAUCUUUCAUCGUUCCAGCCGAAUUACUGACCCGGUGGCAGCAUGGAAACAACAGAAUAGAGAAUUUCCAGUGCACCCAUUAUAUACCUUAGUAAACUUCAACAAUGGAGGAAAACUUCUGGAUGCGUACAAUAAGGGAGGGAGAGAUAAAUUGAUACAAGCUUUAAAGGAACAUGUGGAACCUUUGCUUUAUAACCGAGGCAAGGGAGGUAUUAUCAGCAAAACGGAAUAUCUUCGUUGGCGAUAUCAAACUCGCCUGAGACUGUUGGAUACAAAUAAGGCAAUGCCUUUAAAAACAGAUGAAGAACUUCUUUCAGAAUAUCGCGAAGAUAAAUAUCAAAAGUUUACAGAACAUGAAGCUUGUUGGAGCCUGAACGCUCGUGGUCCCAUGGGGGAAACAGCUUUGCACAUUUGUUUCCUUCUAAAUACUCCGGUUCACAUACAAAUAGCACAUAUUAUGAUUGAAAUUUACCCCAAACUGGUUCUCGAUGUCUAUGAAGGAACUGAAUAUUUUGGUGAAAGUUGCUUACACAUUGCUGUUGUUAAUGGUAACCUAAAAUCUGUUCGGUUUUUGAUUUCCAAAAACAUAAAUGUUAACCAGAGAGCAACAGGUAUAUUUUUCUUACCUGCUGAUCAAGUAGGAUGGCGCAAAAAAGAAACUGAUUUUAAAGGGUUGGCUCACUAUGGGGAAUACCCGCUUGCAUUCGCUGCCUGCCAUGAACACUAUGAGAUUUACGACUACCUCAUGAAUUAUGGUGCUAACCCAAACUUUCAAGAUAGUUUUGGUAAUACAGUGUUGCACUUGGUUGUUAUUACUAACAGAGUGGACUUUUAUAAAUAUGCUGUGAAGCAUAUGACCAUUCCUGGAGACACAACAAUUACCAAUAUCUAUGAUCUAACACCUCUUGCUCUGGCCUGUAAACUAGGACGACCAGAAAUAUUUCAUGUGAUGCUUGAAUUAAGUGCAAUCGAACUAUGGCGUUACAGCAAUAUCACUUGCUCUGUUUAUCCAAUUGCAAACCUGGACACUGUUGACCCAGACGGAGUAACGUCAUGGACAACAGCUUUAAACCUCAUCCUUGAUGGUGAGACUGACGAGCAUCUUGAUAUGAUGGAAGGUAAAGUUAUUAAACAAUUACUAGAUGAAAAAUGGAAAACCUUUGCUCAGAGAGGAUUUUUCAAAUUACUAGUUUUCGCCUUCUUACACCUGGUUCUCUUGAGUAUCGCUGUGUACACACGACCUAUUAGUGGUUUUCUUCAAUAUAGAGGUGCAAUAGAUGCUGUUCGAUUCAUUUGCGAGAUAAUUGUCUGUAUACUCUGUGUUCUUGUGCUGUCAUUAAGUGCAAAAGAUUUGUACCAACUUGGAAUAAAAGGUUUCCUGAAAAAUUCUUCUCAUGCUCCAUCAAAGACCAUAUUUGUCAUGUGCUGUUUGCUGACACUGUUGUGCAUCCCACUGAGGUUUGCAAAGCUAGAAGGUGCAGAAGAUUUCCUUAUGAUUAUUGCUGUCCCUGGUUCGUGGUGUGUUUUACUGUUUUUUGCUCGUGGUAUGGUUCUAACGGGACCAUUUGUGACGAUGGUAUAUAAAAUGAUAAUUGGGGAUGUCUUUCGUUUCGUUAUCAUAUAUCUUAUUAUGGUUGGAGCUUUUGCACAAGCGUUUUUCUUUCUAUUUCGGGAUAUCGAUGAUUCAAGCAUAACCACCUUCAGGGAUCUGGUUGCAACCAUAAUCAAUCUAUUUCAGAUGACUCUUGGAGAAUUUUCGUAUGAUCACAUGAACCAAGCUCACUACUCCACGUUAACCAAACUCCUUUUUAUAGUUUUUAUGAUCCUUAUUCCAAUACUUUUACUCAAUAUGUUGAUUGCUAUGAUGGGAAACACAUACCAGUCUGUCAUCAACAAGGCUGAGAUUGAAUGGAAAAAGCAGUGGGCAAAAACAAUAUCUGUUUUGGAACGAAGUUAUUCAGAGAAAGAACUGAGAGAAUUUCAAGAAGAAUUUUCCAUUCCAAUAACAAAAAGUGGAGAAAGUGGAGAGUCAUCGAGGCCACCCAGGGGUCUUAUGGUAAUCAAGGUUUCAAAUAAGACAAGGGCUACACAGCGAAAGGGAGCAUUAUCCAACUGGAAGUAUUAUGGAAAAGAAAUAAUUAAGCAAGUAAAAGAACACUUGAAGAAAAAUACAAAGGAACCAAUGGUUAUUCAAGAAAUGAAGAAGAAGAUGUAUAUUAAAGACAUGGAUGGCAAAUUUGUUUUGGCAUCAGAAAAGAUACCGAGCUUUAUACGGGAUGAUCUGGACUUUUUAAACCAUCUCCCGAACAAAACCAGCAAGGACUUCUUCCUGGUUUCAUUCGAUGUAAUAAACCUCUACACCUCGAUUCCUCACGAAUACGGAUUAAUAGCCAUACAAUACUGGCUGGAAAAAUUCCCACAUGACAUUCCUGACCGAAUCGGAAAAGAAUUCAUCAUUGAAGAAAUAAAAUUCAUCCUACAGAACAACUUCUUCAAUUUCAAUGAAAACACUUAUAGACAAAAAUCGGGCACGGCUAUGGGAACGAGGGUAGCGCCUACUUUUGCGAACCUUGUCAUGGCAUACUUGGAAGUCCAGAUAUACGAACACACUAGAUUGAAAUUUGGAGACAACUUCCAAAAAUACUUACUCACCAACUGA